Papaver somniferum (opium poppy) is the source of this 731-nucleotide messenger RNA. RefSeq lists its product as uncharacterized. Bases 84 to 527 code for a protein of 147 amino acids. The record is from RefSeq and is a predicted model, not a curated record. Lineage: Eukaryota; Viridiplantae; Streptophyta; Magnoliopsida; Ranunculales; Papaveraceae. The transcript has 3 exons.
CAUGGACCACAAAUAGAUGAUAUAUCUGAUCAUCAAAAUUAAAAAUCAUUUGCAAAGAAAAGGAGAAAUAUCGCUGAAUCAUCAUGGCUGCUAGGAUUAGCAUUCUCCUAAUCGACUCCUUCCUAUUGUUUGCCGUGAUUUUCAUCAUGUCAUCUUCUGUUGAGAUGGUAUCUGCGCAAGUAGAGGAAUGCGAGUCUGGUGUGAGUAAAUAUCGCCACUUUGCUGAUAGUAAAUCAUGCGCCCAGGAUUGUCCCUCAUAUUGUAAUCCAGAUUCUGAUAAGAAACUCGAUGGGAACUACGUUUGCGAAAAUGACGGCAUAGAUGGACACACCUGCCUGUGUUGCGAGUUACCAGUGGUGGUAUCUAAGAGCUGCAAAGAAGUUCGUGACUUCCAAAUUUCUGAUAAUUGCUUCGUCGACUGUCCCCCGUUUUGUGAAGUAGAGCGUGAAGACACCACGAGAUACGCUUGCAUUACUAAAGAAAUUUGCAACUGUUGUGGUGUUACAAAUUUAAAAGCGACCCAAUAAAAUUUGAAUAGCUGCGAUAUUAAAACCUACAAAGCAAGCCCUCUCUCAGGGGACCUGCAUGGAGCUCGAUUAAUCCACCUACCUUCGUAGUUACUGCAUUCUUUUUUUCCCCUCCAUUUUAGUGUUCAGAAUCGUAGUUACUGCUAUAUGUAUACGUUUCUUACUUAUGUAUUCUUCCUACACUAGGAAACGUGCCAGUUGCAU